AUGGAGGCGGGAAUGGACAUUUCCGCCGACCCGUGCGAGGACUUCUGGACGUUUGCCACUGGAAAAAUCGAUAAAAAGAAGCUGGCGGACCAACAUUUGCUGGAGGCUGAUGCUGUUUUGGCGGCUAGCAACCGGAGCAAGGUAAGAUUUUGGUGAAUAAUCAAUCAGACAUACAUACCAUAAAUGACACUAUACAGGGUGCGCCAAUAAAAUCUGGACUAAUAUUUUUGCUUGCCCUGCGGGCUGUAACAGUACGAGAACAAAGUGGGCGAUUGUGGACACGUGUAAUACGUCCAAGAAGCUAUCUUUAAAGUUUCAGACAAAAUAAUCGUCUACGACACUUGUUUUGCCAUUAUAAGUGCUUACAACUAAGGCGCCUGAAACACGGACCCCAAAUUGGUCAAAAAAUGGUUGCGCUAUUUUUACCGUUUUAUGCUAUGGGCUGAAAUUUACUUUUUCUGAUAGAGCUCUGGUCGGUUUUCAUACACUGAAAUUGAUUUUGCCUCAUUAUGACAAUUAGGCUUUUUACAGCUCGCCAAAGUUGGCUUAAAAACGGGCCCUUUUUCCCGCAAACUUCCGUUAAAUCAAAGAUUUUUAUGUAGAAGUUUCCCUGUGUGAUUCCAAACAUGUUAAGCACCAGAACUACUUUUGCAAGGAUAACCAGAGUCAGCCUAGUCGCCUUUCAAGAAGGAUUUUUCUACCUGCUGCCUCUGGGGAUGAAAUAGUGGCUGUAGGGGCAUAAUUUACUAUAUCCUCGCUAUUCGAGUGAGCUUGGACUAGAUAUUUCUAAAAGUGAUUUGGCUACAUCAGCUUGUAUCCAGUAUACAACUCUAUGUUGAUUUUUACGCUCAAGGCCUUUCAUACUUGUUGCAAACUGCCAAAACGUUUCAAGUUCCGAAUGGCCGUGCCUUGAAUUCCCCCCCCCCCAUGCACUUUUAUUUAUGCAAAAACGGUCCCCUUGUAUGUGCGGAUUUUCUUUUCACUAUAACAAUUGGCUAUGUAUACACUCUGUAAUCACGGAAUUUUGGAGAAAAACGAGCUAUAAUCUGGCGUUGAGGUCCUUAAAAACACAAAAAUCCAAAUUUUUGGGUAUUUUUUUGUUUCCGCCACCAGCGCCGCCAGAUCGGCCGCCAACCCUGGUUCCGUAGGCUGUUGCAAAGAGAACAGCACGUACUUUAUAUACAAUAAAUUUGAAGAACGUCAGUGACUAUUAGCAGAAAUAAUGGAAGAAUUAAUAUCCCAGUCAUCAUCUGGAAAAAAAAUUUCUGCACCUCCAAAAAGUUUCGUUUAUUUUUUCGGUCUUGCAAUAGGCAUCGACCUGAUCAUUACCGUUGCUGUAUAGCACGUUUGUUACCCUUCCUAAAAGAGCUAAAAGUUUCCGUUCUAAGGCCAUCCGAAAAAGGCUAUAUGGCAUUUAGUUUUGUCCAGAUUUUAUUGGCGCACCCUGUAUAUCCACAGGACGGCCAGUCUCUUCAAGAAAUCAAUUUUACAGGUUGGGGCAUCUUUGUGGAUUACUGUAGAUGGCACUUACCUAUGCAUAACAUAUUUAGUAUCAAACAAAAUGGGGUUGUCCAAGGAUUCAGGGAAAAAAAAGAAUUUUACGGUUUGGCCAAAAACUAAAGAAGUUAUAGCCAAUUCAAAUCGGGCCACAAAGAUGCCCCACGCUGUAAAACUUUCUGUGACCGCUUUCCACAUUUCUUGUCCUCCCUUGGCAGAAAAGAGUGUUGCACGUCAAACUGAGGAGUCCAGCAAAUGGAAUAGACACUUUGCUGUCGGUUUUUUACACUUCGUCUUGAGUUCACAGAGAAGACAGAGAAAAGAUUUCGACACUUGCGUCGAAGAAAAAUCAUACUUUUCGGUUUCCCCAAUCGUACUCUUCCUCAAUCGUCUUUUUCCCCCAACCGUCCAACUUCAGGCAAAUUUACCCAAUUUUCCAGAGCAUUGCCGUUGCCCAGGUACGAAAGAUCUACGAAGACUGCCAAUCAAAUCCAAAGUCCUGCCUAUUUCUUCGUGGGUUCCUAAAGGCCAUUGGCCCGCCGAAAAUCGUCCCCGACUACUCCAAAUGCUCGUACAUGAUAAUGGAAGGUUUUCCGAUUUACUACAUGAAAAUGUUCUACGAUUAUCAUGGGAGUGUGAAGAGGACGGCGGCCAAGUUCAGAGAGGACCUGAAGGAGCUGAUGAAGACGAUCCGCAGCGAGUUGGUGCAUGGAAACAUUUAUGAUGACAAUGCCAAAAAGAUGAUGGUGGAUAUACUGGCUCGAAACACUUUUCAUUUAGUUGAUCACACAUGGCUUGAGGACGCCGAAUUCGACCGGUGGCUUGGCAAUACCACCAAAUUGAUUUUUUUGGCCCGAGACCCGGAAAAGACUGAAUUGAGUGGAUGGAUAGAGGUAGAUGACCUUAUAUUUUAUGGAUAACUUUUUUUAGUUCGAUGCUGCUCAUUCGUGGCAGUCAUUAGCGAACGUGUUCAGUUUCCGUGUCUUGACCUCUCCGUAUUAUGAGCCCGAUUUCUCAGCAGUGUUGCGGUUUUCCGGAGGUGUUUAUGUCGCUGGUCAUGAACUGGGACACAAUUUUGGUGAGUAGCGGCCUCGGAUCAUAGGGAUCCGAGAGAGUAAAACUUGAGCACAACAAACUGUCGUGUACAACAACACGUUAAACUGAGGAGUCCGGUGACCGGAAUAGACCCUUGGCUAUCGGUUUUUCACACAUUGUCUUGAUUUCACAGAGAAGUCAGAGAUAAAACGCGCAAAACGUACCCUUUCGCCCCAAGAAUUCCCCAUUUCUUUCCCGACAAAAGGUUUCUUGUCUCUUUUAUCUUGGCCAAUUGUCAAUCCAUUAUAGCUUGUCUUAGUUUGACGUGAAACGUGUCUCUAUCGAACAAUUUCGAAGAUCCCGGAAUUCAACUUUAGGCCCAAGUGAACUCCUGUUAUAACUUUAGCGACGUGAUCGGCAAAUAUAGUCGAAUAUCUUGACCGUGCCAGCUGAAAGAACGCAUCAAAAAGUUUCAGAUUCCCACUUAAAACUGAAGGGCCGUGGCGCGAAAACUCAUUCUGCUGUUCUCAAAUGCCUUCACCGCUUUUACUCAUCUCAAUGCAAUCCGAAGAAUCCCAAAAUUUGCAUUGAUCCCAAACGCAACAUUAAUGAGAACUUUGCCGACUAUUUUGGCGUUCGUAUGGCCUACCUCGCGUACAAGCGGAUGGUCAGCAGAGAGGGAGUCCAAAAUCGACCGCGUGGGAAACAGCUCGACCAAUUUUCCGACGAUCAACUGUUCUUCAUCAAUCUGGCGCAGACGAUGGCGCGUUUGCCGGACUGGAAGAUUCACGAUCCCAGGACAGACGAUCAUUCGCCUGCCAGUGUCCGUAUUUGGGGCUCGUUGGCCGGGUUGAAGGCGUUUUCGAACGCCUUUGGUUGCAAGGCUGGAAGUAACUACCAUAAAGUCGAUUAUUGCAAAUUGUACCGCGAUGCGGUUGAGCCGGAUUAUAAGCUGAGCGACAAUUAG
Bursaphelenchus xylophilus (pine wood nematode) is the source of this 3499-nucleotide messenger RNA. NCBI's taxonomy places the organism in Eukaryota, Metazoa, Nematoda, Chromadorea, Rhabditida, Aphelenchoididae. The record is from the annotation of a GenBank genome assembly.